This is a messenger RNA of Fulvia fulva, 2928 nucleotides long. RefSeq lists its product as uncharacterized. Bases 1 to 2928 code for a protein of 975 amino acids. The record is from RefSeq and is a predicted model, not a curated record. The transcript has 3 exons. Gene Ontology annotation, molecular function: protein binding. Lineage: Eukaryota; Fungi; Ascomycota; Dothideomycetes; Mycosphaerellales; Mycosphaerellaceae.
AUGGACAUGGCAGAUCUUCCUGCGAUCACGCUCACGGAGCCCACCAACCACAACCAGCUUCCAUCGCCAGCACAGUCGCCCAUCAAGGAAUCGAGCCAUGGAGACCUCAACGCGCGAUUUGCGACAGGGCGUCCUGCGACGGGAAACAAGAGUUCGCAUGGGCGGACAGACUCGCAGACGAGCGCGUGGCCAUCGCCAGGCCGACUGAUCAGGACUCUGUCGUCAAACAACAGCGCUGCACCAGCUGCAGGCGGUGCAUCCAUCCAAGACACCCAUGGCAAACAGGAAGCAGCAGCGCAGCAACCCGUAAUCGAUCCCUUAUCGCAACAUAUCUUUAGGCGUACUAACACUCCUCUCAACAUACCCGCGAAUGGUUCUCCUCGACCGCGAACGUCAGAUGGCGGCAAUGCGCAAAGGGAAGAUAAGCAGCAACAACGAGAGCAACGUCCUACGCCGCCAGUCCAGAACGUGUUGUCUCGAACAGACCCUUUGGAGAGCACUGCGCCUACGAACAAGGACUUGAGGAAAGGAGUGAAGGCUGUCUCGUUCAUAAGUCGGCUCAUGGGUGGCUCGAAAAAGAAGGAUGUUGAAGAAGACGCCAUGGACGAUGAGGCCAGCACGAGCGAAGAACGACCUGAGGGCAACGAUGCAGAGCUGUUCACGCAGAAGGUAGACAACAUGGGCUUCCAGCCACGUCAUCCACAACCACCGGCCUACAUCAAAGUCCGAGGAAAGUACAAGAAGGAUCGCGACUUCGAUCGACUGUUCCUGGCGCAAGAACUGGACCCCAACAAAGGCCCCCGAAUGGAGCGAAGAGGCAGCGCGAACAAGCUGCAGAGAAGGAACUCGGCCAACCCGAACGAGGGCAAUCCUAUAUGGGCAAUGGAGUUCAGUAGAGACGGGAAGUAUCUUGCAGCUGCGGGCGCGGACAUGAUUGUCAGAGUGUGGGCAGUGUUGGGUAGCUCGGAGGACAGACAAAAGCACGAAAGGCAAGAGUCAAAUGAAAGUCAAGCAAACGGCAUCGAUGCCCAUGCGCAACAUCUGAGCGCACCAGUCUUUCAGAGUCAACCGCUACGGGAAUACGAAGGCCAUGCAUCAACGAUUCUGGACCUUAGUUGGAGCAAGAACAACUUUCUGCUGUCCUCAUCGAUGGAUAAGACCGUGCGGUUAUGGCACGUCAGCCGAUCAGAGUGCCUUUGCACAUUCAAGCACAAUGAUUUCGUGCCUUCAAUUUGUUUCCACCCCAAGGACGAUCGCUUCUUUCUGGCAGGCUCUCUAGACUCCAGACUACGACUGUGGAGUAUACCCGACAAAAGUGUGGCCUAUGCGGCACAAAUACCGGAUAUGAUUACCGCAGUCGCUUUUACACCAGACGGCAAAUUCGCAAUGGCAGGAUGCCUAAGUGGACUUUGUAUGUUCUACGAAACCGAAGGCUUAAAGUACCAGACGCAGAUACAUGUAAGAUCGACAAGAGGACAGAAUGCCAAAGGCAGCAAGAUCACUGGCAUCCAGGCUCAGUAUGGACCCAGUGGCGAUAUUAAAGUACUUAUCACGAGCAACGACUCUCGAGUGCGGCUGUACAACUUUCGCGACAAAAGUCUUGAGCUUAAGUUCAAAGGCAAUGAGAACAAUUUCAGCCAGAUUCGAGCGAUGUUCAGUGAUGAUGGGAGAUACGUUGUAUGUGGAAGCGAAGACCGGAAGGCCUACAUCUGGAGUCUGCAUCAGUCGUCUGGCGAGAAGCGCGACAGGACACCCAUGGAGACUUUCGACGCGCACGACUCAAUAACAACGGCGGUCUGCAUCGCGCCGACCAAGACACGGCAACAUCUCAGCAAAUCCGAGGAUCCGUUGUACGACCUUUGCAACCCGCCGCCAAUCACACUACUCAGCCAUGCCGAACGAGCAGAAUCACAAGCCUCAACCCGACCGCCGACUCUGUAUGGUAGCGAACGAGGCAGCAUACAAGCAACGCCGGCAGAUCUCGAAGGCAAGUUCGAGCGUCCGAAGGAGACACCGGCAUACGUUGCUCGUACUGCGCACAAAGAAGGCAACAUCAUUGUGACUGCUGAUUAUGCCGGCAAGAUCAAAGUCUUUCGCCAGGACUGUGCAUGGGCGAAGCGAAACCGUGACGAUGCUGACAAGGCUUCGCUGUUCUCUAAGCGCGGCAGCAAAGCAAGUCGCAACGCCUCCGUCGCUACCAGGAGAAGCGAAAAGAAUCUUAGGGAUACUUCGCGCAGCUCAAUCUCCCCUCAAGCUCCUUCCGAUCGGAUACUGUCCUGGCGACAAGGCAUUGCCAGCACGCCUAGCAUCGCUGAGAGUAGAAAUGGAUAUUCCAAAGACACGAGUCGUAGUAUGUCACCACGAAAAUCGCUUGAUCAACGUGGGAGGUCAGCCAACACAUACCCACCCGCCAAGGCCUCCAGUGUACGAUCAUCACAUCCUCUAGCAGCUGACUCUCUGGUGAGAUCGCCCUCGCCAAUCAAGAGAGAUGCUGUAGCUGGCGCACAGCACGGUUCGCCGGACUCGCCCCGAUCUUCCAUACACAAGGAUAGUGAAGAGAAAGACAACGCCCUCAACCUGCAAGGCGGCCGGUCGUACAUGUUUUGGGAUACAGAUGUAUGGAAGAACCAUGCCGAGCGUAUCCACAACAUGGCUCAGGAGCAUGAACACGGCAACGUCCCGCACGACUCUCGGGAUGGAAGUGCGAAAGAUGGCGAUCACCUUGCAGUGCAGCCAAAUCUGCAUAAGAUCCCUUCCUAUGUCUCGGAACUCAGCGAUGAACAUAGUAGUGUUGAGGAGUUCGAUGACGCAAGGGAAGAAGUUGAGAUGAAGUGCUCAAGGUGUGGUAGUUUGAGCUUCUCGGGUAGGAAAGAGAAGGAUGGGGGCAUGAGGUUGGUUUGUAUGAAGUGUGGGAAUCCUGCUUCGUGA